AUUUAACGUGACCCGUUACUAAGAGCACCCAAAACCAGUCUAUUAAAAAUUUAAUAGGUAAAAACCGUCCGAAGAUAUUGUGCGCCGAUUAGAAACUACCGUGUUUCUUUUUCUUUACAUUAACUUUUUUUUUUGGUGGCCAAAUUAGAUUUUGGCCGCUCUAUUCUGACGGGACGAGUGCUUCGUGAAUGUUUUUAUGUAAAAUAGAGGAGGGAACCUGUUGCUUCCGACACCAUCAGGGUUGCGUUGUGACGACCGUUACACCGGAAAUCGGCAGCGAGCACCUUCCGUUCAAUUGGAAGUUAUACCUAAACGCCGAGCCGCCGUGGUGCUGCUAGCUAAACGACUCGUUUGAGUAGCUGAACCUCCCCAUUACCCCGCACACACAAACUGCGCGAUUCUGAGCGCAUAGCUGCCUCCUUGCUUUUUUCAACCGACCGCCCAAACACCGAAAUUAAUAUCCCUAGAUUAUAAGAAUUAUCACUAAGUUCCCUGUUCAAUCAAUUCUAGGCCGGUUUAUUUGUUAACUCUAUAUCCUUCGACACCAUGAGGGCCGAUACUUUGAGUUUGGACGAGCGCGUCCAUGUCCUCGAUUCUCAAACCAAUGUCUGGACUGUUAUCGACCAAAUUGCAAACACUGGUAUGCAAGAAGAAGCUUUUUAUGUUUGUGACAUUGGCAAUAUUGUCCAUAAACAUAAAAUUUGGACUAGCGCUAUGCCAAGAGUGAAACCAUUUUAUGCUGUUAAAUGUAACGAUAGUUUAACUGUUUUGGAAGUCUUGGCAGCUUUAGGAACGGGUUUCGAUUGUGCUUCAAAGGCUGAAAUAAAUAAAGUUUUAUCCCUUGGAGUACAAUCGAAUCGAAUUAUUUUCGCUAAUCCAGCAAAACCAAACAGUCACAUUAAACACGCCGUCGCCACUGGAGUCGAUUUGAUGACUUUCGAUAACGAAACUGAACUUUAUAAAGUUAAGGAUUUAUAUCCUGACGCUAGAAUGGUCAUCCGAAUCCGGCAGGAUGCUACAGUUUCCCAAUGCCCCUUGGGAAUGAAAUUCGGGUGUAACGCAAUAACUGAAGCACCGCAACUAUUGAAACUCGCCCGCGAAUUGGGUAUUAACGUUGUUGGGGUUAGUUUCCAUGUUGGUUCUGGAUGUAAAGAUCCCCCAGUUUUUCGAAAAGCCAUUGCUGCCGCUAGGAGCGUUUUCGAUUACGCAAAAACGUUGGAUUUUAAUUUUAAUUUGUUGGAUAUUGGAGGAGGAUUUCCUGGUGAUUUUGGAACAUCCAUCGAUAGAAUUGCCGAAAUUGUAAAUGCUGCUCUUGAUGAUUACUUCCCAGAUCCUUCUGUAGAUGUUAUUGCUGAACCAGGAAGGUAUUAUGUUAGUUCUGCAUAUACUUUGGCUUGCAAUAUCCAUUCCAUAAGAACUGUUAAUAAUAAAAAUGGAGAUAAACAUUAUAUGUACUACAUUAAUGAUGGUGUUUAUGGAAGUUUUAACUGUAUCUUGUAUGAUCACCAAAAAGUUGUUGCGCAACCUUUAAAAGAAUAUCCCGAUUCUGGCUUAAAAAGUAGCAGUGUUUGGGGACCAACUUGUGAUGCUUUAGAUGAAGUUCUACCAAAUGUAUUAUUACCAGAACUGCAUUUGGGUGACUGGUUAAUUUUUGAAAAUAUGGGAGCUUACACACUACCUGUGGCAAGUCCUUUCAAUGGUUUUCCCAUACCUAAAGUUCAUAUUGUUGCAAAUGAAAACGUUUGGUUAUUACUAAAAGAUCUACUACCUCUAACUGAAGGUCAUUUUAUUAUUGGAAGUAGAUCUCCAGAACGCUUAGCGAUGGAAAUUACCGAUGGAGAACCUUGGAGCUUGCCAACAAUGCCCAUAACUAUUCCAGUCCGCGGAAAAGAUGGAAAAAUAGAAGAGCACGUUUUGGAGUUUGUCGAAAUGUGUCAAUAGCAGAAGGAUAUGGACAGUGCAAGAAAAGGAAACAAGAUCAAAUUUAAUAUUUUAAUUGAUUAUCUAACGUUUAAAUUUUUAUUUUCUAUGUGUAACGUUUUUUCGAAGCACUUUUUUCUUAGAACCCUAGAACGUGGAGACGACGAAGUCACAAAUAUUUAGUGAUAAUUCAAUGUAAUCUUAAUUGGAGAACGAAGCCGUUAGUUUUUUUGGGUAAUAUUUCAAGUACUUCAUCAUACGAAAUAGUCUUGUGGGAAAAAUGACAGAAAUAAUAAACUUGAAUAAUAAUCAAAUUUAAAUUAAAUGUUGAUUGAGCAAGGGGGCAGCUUAAGCUUACUGAUAAAGUGUAACAAUGUAUGAUAUUGACUCGUUCAUCAUUUCUAAUGCAGACAACAGUUUAUGUUUUCACAAAGGAAAUUGUGUAUCAGUCAAUAUACUAUUUACAUUCUUGCUUGUAUUGUUGUAAUUUAUAUAGUUAUCUAUGGACAUGUAUACUUUCAAUAAAUGUACUGCAUUAUGA
Molecule: messenger RNA, 2461 nt
Organism: Onthophagus taurus
Lineage: Eukaryota; Metazoa; Arthropoda; Insecta; Coleoptera; Scarabaeidae
Product: ornithine decarboxylase 1
Cellular component (GO): cytoplasm
Molecular function (GO): ornithine decarboxylase activity
Source: RefSeq, a predicted model, not a curated record